This is a messenger RNA of Capsella rubella, 1207 nucleotides long. Its product is annotated as protochlorophyllide reductase A, chloroplastic. Gene Ontology annotation, molecular function: protochlorophyllide reductase activity. NCBI's taxonomy places the organism in Eukaryota, Viridiplantae, Streptophyta, Magnoliopsida, Brassicales, Brassicaceae. The coding region runs from base 1 to 1206 and encodes 401 amino acids. The transcript is spliced from 5 exons. The record is from RefSeq and is a predicted model, not a curated record.
AUGGCCCUUCAAGCUGCUUCUUUGGUCUCCUCAGCUUUCUCUGUUCGCAAAGAUGGGAAACUAAAUGCUUCAUCAUCAUCAUCUAAAGAUUCUAGUUUGUUUGGUGUUUCACUUUCUGAACAAACUAAAGCUGACUUCGUCUCUUCUUCAUUGAGAUGCAAGAGCUUGAGGAAAAAUAAUGUGAGUAUUCGAGCUCAAGCAAUCGCGACUUCAACUCCUUCAGUCACAAAAUCUUCCAUAGACCGCAAGAAAACCCUUAGAAAAGGAAACGUUAUUGUCACGGGAGCUUCCUCAGGGCUAGGUUUGGCAACGGCCAAGGCAUUAGCGGAGACAGGUAAAUGGCACGUGAUAAUGGCGUGCAGAGAUUUCCUCAAGGCAGAGAGAGCUUCUAAGUCCGCAGGGAUGCCUAGGGACAGCUACACGGUGAUGCAUAUGGACUUAGCGUCUUUGGACAGCGUGAGACAGUUCGUUGAUAACUUCAGGCGAGCCGAGAUGCCUCUCGAUGUUUUGGUUUGCAAUGCCGCGGUUUAUCAGCCAACGGCUAAUCAACCUACUUUCACUGCUGAAGGCUUUGAGCUUAGUGUUGGGACGAACCAUUUGGGCCACUUUCUUCUUUCAAGAUUGUUGAUUGAUGACUUGAAGAAUUCUGAUUAUCCGUCGAAACGUCUCAUCAUUGUUGGAUCCAUAACUGGAAACACCAAUACAUUGGCGGGUAAUGUACCUCCGAAGGCGAAUCUCGGGGACUUGAGGGGACUAGCGGCGGGACUGAGCGGGCUAAACAGCUCGGCGAUGAUAGAUGGAGGAGAAUUUAACGGUGCAAAGGCGUAUAAAGACAGUAAAAUCUGCAACAUGUUGACAAUGCAAGAGUUUCAUAGGCGUUUCCAUGAAGAAACCGGCAUCACUUUCGCUUCCCUUUACCCGGGUUGUAUCGCGACGACAGGUUUGUUCAGAGAGCACAUUCCUCUCUUCCGUGCCCUCUUUCCUCCUUUCCAAAAGUACAUCACAAAAGGUUACGUCUCCGAGAGAGAGGCUGGGAAAAGACUUGCUCAGGUGGUGGGUGAUCCAAGCUUGACGAAGUCGGGAGUGUAUUGGAGCUGGAACAAGAGCUCGGCUUCAUUUGAGAAUCAGCUGUCUCAAGAAGCUAGUGACAUCGAGAAAGCUCGUAAAGUUUGGGAAGUCAGCGAGAAGCUCGUAGGCUUGGCCUAAA